AUGAUGUACUUGAUUCUGCUGAUAUGUGCUGGGUUUAUAGCUCGUGCUUCGGCAGCAUGUAGUCGAGCAAUGCUUCAGGAGGCAGCUGCCAGUUAUCGUGAGUACAUAACUCGAUAAGUAGGGUGCUUAUGCAUAUGAGCUGACAAUUUGCAAUCAGUUCGCACACAAAAUGCUGGGCUCUCUGUUCAAGCUUUUGCGGCCCUUGCCAACAAUGUUACAUAUGUUGAAAAUGAUGUACCAAUGGAUAUCAAUAAAGGGGUGUUGGCUCAGGCAGUGGUAGUCGACUUCGUAUGCCAAAUCCCACUUCAUUUCGUUGUCUUCUCGGCUUGAUGAUCCCAAGUAACUUGACAACCUGCCUCACUUUGUUCUCUUCUCAGCAUAAGGCUUGCUGCUAACAUAUCACAGAAUCGCAGUCUCCUUGACACAACCGAAUGCGCAACAUUCACAGAAAUAACCUCAGCAACCAGCAAACAUCCCUACGUAAUCCACACCCGCAUGCUCUUCGCCCCCGACCAAAAGAUAACCACCAUCCAAUCUGUCGUCGCCGACGCCGGAGACUGGGCCUUCAAUGCAACUGGCCAUCUCUACUGGACCCAAAAGGAAACAUGGACCCCCAUCCCGCACUCUGCACGCGACACCCGCGCGGUCAUCAAAGCCGCCGGCGACGCAUACCUCGACUCCUGGGGCGACUCCAAGGUCAAAGUUCCCUAUGGUACGCCCUGCGCCAGACUGGAAGGAGGCGCGUAUACAGGUGGUAGCAAGCCGAUGGCCAAUACGUGUACCAUGGGUGCCUUUCCUGAGCCGCUCAAGAUUGGGAGGAGGAGGUAUGUCAUUGAUGAGGAGCUGGGCGCGGUGGAUAUCUUCAAUGAUUUUCCGUUUAUUGAUACCACCCGUCCGGAGGGGGUGCCCUCUACGAAUCUUUUCCGGGUGGAGGGGGGAGGGAUUAGGUAUAUUCAUGAGAAUACGGUUUGUGUUGCGAGGAAUUGUGGGAGGUAGGUGGCUGAUUGAUUCUGUUGGAGAUAAGAAAGAACAGGGAUUUGUUCCGUGGAGGAUGGGAGGGAGGCCAGUGUUUUGUAGGGUAGGAUGGUUGUUUUGUGUAGUG
This is a messenger RNA of Hymenoscyphus albidus, 1102 nucleotides long. NCBI's taxonomy places the organism in Eukaryota, Fungi, Ascomycota, Leotiomycetes, Helotiales, Helotiaceae. The record is from the annotation of a GenBank genome assembly.